This is a messenger RNA of Scleropages formosus (Asian bonytongue), 2891 nucleotides long. RefSeq names its product splicing factor 3a, subunit 1 (gene sf3a1). Gene Ontology annotation, biological process: mRNA cis splicing, via spliceosome; regulation of alternative mRNA splicing, via spliceosome. The transcript has 16 exons. NCBI's taxonomy places the organism in Eukaryota, Metazoa, Chordata, Actinopteri, Osteoglossiformes, Osteoglossidae. Gene Ontology annotation, cellular component: catalytic step 2 spliceosome; U2-type prespliceosome; U2 snRNP. The record is from RefSeq and is a predicted model, not a curated record. The coding region runs from base 103 to 2475 and encodes 790 amino acids. Gene Ontology annotation, molecular function: protein binding; RNA binding.
GCAUUCUAAAGUUAACCGGAAGUUGAAAGGUGCUUCCUGUGAACGUUGUUAGCGCGACUUGGCUCCGACAAAGUACUCGGGAGUGUUCGACACGUCGCAACCAUGCCGCCCGGGCCUGUUCAGCUCGUGCAGCCGGAGCCUAACGAUAAGCCGGCUGACGAACCGAAGGAUGAGACCCCGGCCACGAAGCCCAUCGUGGGGAUCAUCUACCCGCCGCCCGAGGUCCGCAACAUCGUGGACAAGACUGCCAGCUUUGUGGCCAGGAAUGGACCAGAGUUUGAAGCUAGGAUCCGCCAGAAUGAGAUCAAUAACCCCAAGUUUAACUUUCUGAACCCGAACGACCCGUACCAUGCCUACUACCGGCACAAAGUCAAUGAGUUCAAGGAGGGCAAGGCACAGGAGCCGUCGGCUGCCGUGCCGAAGGUCAUGCAGCAGCAGGCCAUGCAGCAGGCACCGCAGCAACAGCUUCCCCAGAAGGUCCAGGCCCAGGUCAUCCAGGAGACCGUGGUGCCCAAGGAGCCCCCACCAGAGUUUGAGUUCAUUGCUGAUCCACCAUCAAUUUCUGCGUUUGAUCUGGAUGUGGUCAAGCUGACAGCGCAGUUUGUGGCCCGCAAUGGACGUCAGUUUCUCACACAGCUCAUGCAGAAAGAGCAGCGCAACUACCAGUUUGACUUCCUGCGUCCACAGCACAGCCUCUUCAACUACUUCACCAAGCUGGUGGAGCAGUACACCAAGAUUCUCAUCCCGCCAAAAGGCCUUUUGCUGAAGCUGAAGAAAGAGGCAGAAAACCCCAAAGAGGUUCUCGACCAGGUGAGAUACCGUGUGGAAUGGGCCAAGUUCCAGGAGCGGGAGAGGAAAAAAGAGGAAGAAGAGCGGGAGAAGGAGCGUGUGGCCUAUGCCCAGAUUGACUGGCAUGACUUUGUGGUGGUGGAGACUGUGGACUUCCAGCCCAAUGAGCAAGGUAACUUCCCCCCUCCUACCACACCGGAGGAGCUUGGAGCUCGCAUCCUUAUUCAGGAGCGCUAUGAGAAGUUUGGAGAAAGCGAGGAGGUGGAGAUGGAGGUAGAGAGCGAAGAUGAGGAGGAUGAGCGGGAGGAUAGAGAGGAUGGCCACCCAUCACAGCCUGACCAGGACACACAAUUGCAGGACAUGGAUGAGGGCUCGGAUGAGGAAGAUGAAGGCAUUAAAGCCCCGCUGCCUCCAGACACUCCUAUGCCUCCCCCGCUGCCUCCCACUCCUGACCAGGUCAUCAUUCGCAAAGACUAUGACCCCAAGGCCUCCAAGCCCCAGGUCCCAGUGGCAGCUGCAGACGAGUACCUCAUCUCCCCUAUCACUGGAGAGAAGAUCCCUGCCAGCAAGAUGCAGGAGCACAUGCGUAUCGGCCUGCUGGACCCGCGCUGGCUUGAGCAGAGGGACCGCAACAUCCAUGAGCGUCAAAUUGAGGAUGAGGUGUACGCCCCUGGCCUUGACAUUGAGAGCAGCCUGAAGCAGCUGGCUGAGAGGCGUACCGACAUCUUCGGUGUGGAGGAGACGGCCAUCGGGAAGAAGAUUGGGGAGGAGGAGAUCCAGAAGCCAGAGGAGAAGGUAACGUGGGACGGGCACUCAGGCAGCAUGGCUCGCACUCAGCAGGCGGCGCAGGCCAACAUCACCUUGCAGGAGCAGAUCGAGGCGAUCCACAAGGCUAAGGGCCUGGUACAGGAAGACGACACCAAGGAGAAGAUUGGCCCCAGCAAGCCGAGCGAGGCCCCACCACCACCGGUGCCCUCCACGGCCCCCAGCCUGCCAAAGCCCUCGCCUCCAGUCACUUCAGUGGCCCGCCCUCCUCCAGCUGUUCCCCCUCCAGUACGCACCACGCUUCUGCCGGCAGUGCCUGUGAUCCCACGCCCUCCCAUGGCUCCUGUGGUGCGGUUGACCCCCGGACAAGUGCUCACCCCAAUGCCACCCAUGCUGCAUGCCCCGCGCGUCAAUGUGGUGCCCAUGCCCCCCUCGGCACCCCACAUCAUGGCCCCCAGACCUCCGCCCAUGGUGGUCCCUGCAGCCUUUGUUCCUGCCCCUCCGGUGCCCCAGCCCCCCAGUGCUGCCCCAGCCCCGCUGCCCCCUGUUCACCCGCCCCCUCCUCACGAGGACGAACCUGCCAGCAAGAAAAUGAAGACGGAGGACAACCUCAUUCCCGAGGAAGAGUUCCUGCGGCGGAACAAGGGCCCUGUGUCUGUCAAGGUCCAGGUCCCCAAUAUGCAGGACAAGACAGAAUGGAAGCUCAGCGGGCAGGUGCUCAACUUCACCGUCCCCCUCACAGACCAGGUAUCUGUAAUAAAGGUUAAAAUCCAUGAAGCCACUGGCAUGCCAGCCGGAAAGCAAAAGCUGCAGUUUGAGGGAAUCUUCAUCAAAGACUCCAACUCGCUGGCUUACUACAACAUGACCAACGGUUCCAUCAUCCACCUGGCACUCAAGGAGAGAGGAGGUCGUAAGAAAUGAGGCCUCGUCUGUCCACCAGCGUGGUCCUCUGCUGGCAGCAGUCUGGUUGUGGUUUCUUUUAAAAGUGAUCAGUUUUGCUUGAUCUUUUCGUUAUGUGAACUAUUCUGUAGUGUUUUUGCAGAAGUGUCCAGCUGUUCAAGAUAGUUGUCCUGGGAAUUGCAUUUAGAGUAUAAGAGCUGUAAGAUAUGUAUUUGUGCAUUAGCAAUGGAAACUACAUGUGUAGCUGGACUCAUUUUUAGACUUUCCAUGUUUUGAGGUAAAAUACUUUUCCUACUGGUGCAUGGUGAAGAGUGAUAAAGGUGAUGGUGUGAAGAAAGAUCUCCGCUGUAGGACUGAGCCGAUGGCCAGAAGCACAUUCCUCACCUGUCUCUGUGCUACUUUGUCUUGACCAUAAAUAAAGGCCUAUAAUUACUAAA